Molecule: messenger RNA, 577 nt
Organism: Cucumis melo (muskmelon)
Lineage: Eukaryota; Viridiplantae; Streptophyta; Magnoliopsida; Cucurbitales; Cucurbitaceae
Product: glutaredoxin-C1-like
Exons: 1
Coding region: 73-459 (128 amino acids)
Source: RefSeq, a predicted model, not a curated record
ACAAAAAUCUUCCCAACAAAAAGUACUAUUCAUUUUCCCACUUCUUUUCAAUCACUCAUCACGAGAAAAAAAAUGAUGCAUUAUCAAGCAGAGCGUUCAUGGGAGUACUACAUGCCGGUGUCAGCAUCAGCAUCGAGAGACCCCGUGGACCGAGUAAUCCGGCUAGCGGCGGAGAGCGCGGUGGUGAUAUUCAGUGUGAGCAGCUGCUGCAUGUGCCACGCCCUCAAGAGGCUGCUUUGUGGAAUGGGAGUAAGCCCCACGGUGUACGAGCUGGACCAUGACCCCAGAGGCAAAGACAUUGAAAGAGCUUUGAUGAGGCUGGUUGGAGCCACCUCUCCCCCAGUCCCCGUCGUCUUCAUCGGCGGGAAGCUCGUAGGGUCCAUGGAUAGAGUUAUGGCUUCUCAUAUUAAUGGAACUUUGGUUCCUCUUCUCAAGGAAGCUGGGGCCUUGUGGCUCUAGAUGAUCUUGAUCAUCAUGAUCUUUUGUUUUUUUUUUUUUCAACAUAUAAUUUUUUUUGUCCUUUUUAAUUUUCUAUUUCUCUAACAAAGUUCAAGUUGUUCUUUUUUUUUUUUUUCAA